CCUCCUCCCAAGCGGCGCCAACACGAUCCAGGCGUCAGGCGUUGGCGACCUUGGCGGCGUCCGAGAGUCCGCCCAUGCGCCGCGUCCUCAGCAGCGCGCCUGCUGCCGAGAUGAUUGGAGCCGCGGUGGCGGAGAAGGCGGCGGUGCGGGCGCUCUCUGCGCGGGCCGUGUCCACAGCCGCGGCGGUGGCGACGGAGGAGGGUGGCGGCAUCUCGAUGAAGACCAAGGUGCCCGGUCCGGUCGGCCUGCGUCUGAUGGAGCAGCACGGCCCGCAGGGCGCGAGCGGCGGUGCGAUCAGCCUCUUUUGCGACUACCGCGCCUCGGACGGCUGCUACCUCGUUGACGCCGACGGGAACCGGAUGCUCGACAUGUUCUCGCAGAUCGCGUCGCUGCCGCUCGGGUACAACCACCCGAGCCUGCUCGCCGCGCAGGCGGACCCGCUGCUCGCCACCUACUCCACCUCGCGCUGCGCCAUCGGCCUGAUGCCGCCGAUGGAGCUGCCGGAGCUGCUCGACGAGACGUUCCUCAAGAUCGCGCCCGCCGGCCUCAGCCGCGUGCAGACGAUGCUCUGCGGCUCGAGCGCCAACGAGAACGUCUUCAAGGCGGCCAUGUUUGCGUACCGCGCAAAGCAGCGCGCCAAGGCCGGCCGAGGUCCGACCGACUUCACUCGCGACGAGCUCGAGUCGUGCAUGGUCAACCAGUCCCCCGGCUGCGCGAACGACCUCUCCAUCCUCUCCUUCCGCGGGGGCUUCCACGGCCGCACCAUGGCCGCCCUGACAUGCACUCACUCCAAGCCGGUCCACAAGCUGGACGCGCCCGCCUUCGACUGGCCGACGGCCGACUUCCCCGCUCUCCAGUACCCGCUCGAGCAUCACGCGGCUGAGAAUGCGGCCGAGGAGGCGCGGUGCGUGGACGGCGCACGCGCCAUCUUCGAGGCGCGGCUGGCCGAGGGCCGACCCGUCGUCGGCUUCGUCCUCGAGCCGACCCUCCGCCGUGAGGAUGGUGAGUUCGACGCCGCGUUUAUCGUGGAUGAGGUGCAGACGGGCGUGAUGGCGAGCGGCCACAUGUGGGCGCACCAGGCGGCGUGGGGCCUCCCCGAGGCGCCCGACUUUGUCGUCUUCAGCAAGAAGGCGCUGCUCGGCGGCUACUACUUCAAAGAGGCCUUCCAGCCGCCGCAGGGCCGCCACGUCCAGCGGAGGAGCGACACCGACCCGGCUUCUCACUGGCCUGGUCCCUCGCUCACUGCAGGAUACCGCAUCUUCAACACGUGGAUGGGCGACAUGACGAAGCUGCUCCUCUUCCGCGCCGUCCUCGAGGCGGCAGAGCGCGAGGGGCUGCAAGCGCGCGCUGUGAGCACCGGUGCGGCGCUGAUGCGCACUCUCGAGGCCGCGAGGGAGCGGCACCCUCGCGCGGUGCGCAACUUGCGCGGCGCCGGCACCAUCAUCGCCUUUGAUUGCGAGACGCCCGAGAUGCGCGACGAGCUCGCCGCCGCGUUGCGAAACAACGGCGUGCUGGUGGGGACCAACGGCUCUCAGUCGAUCCGCUUCCGGCCCGCCCUCAUCUUUGGCGACGAGCACGUCGACGAGUUUGAGGGCGUGUUUGCGGCGACGCUGCGGCAGCUCGCGCUCUGAGCGGCGGCCCGACGACGACCGUCGCGCCUUCUCCAAGGGCUUGCGUGAUUUUUCUUUGUCUUUGCUCUCGAGACGCGCUCUGGCUCUCGUCCUUUCGGGCCAUCGCGAUCUCUGUCUUCUCUCUAGGAUCGCGAAAGCGUCGCGCUGUACAGUACCCGUUGUGAUAUAUGUUUCAGCCCACUAGCACUACAAAAA
Emiliania huxleyi CCMP1516 is the source of this 1826-nucleotide messenger RNA. Its product is annotated as mitochondrial 4-aminobutyrate aminotransferase. Gene Ontology annotation, biological process: GABA catabolic process. Gene Ontology annotation, cellular component: mitochondrion. The record is from RefSeq and is a predicted model, not a curated record. The coding region runs from base 75 to 1631 and encodes 518 amino acids. The transcript is spliced from 7 exons. NCBI's taxonomy places the organism in Eukaryota, Haptophyta, Isochrysidales, Noelaerhabdaceae. Gene Ontology annotation, molecular function: pyridoxal phosphate binding.